This is a messenger RNA of Fopius arisanus, 1008 nucleotides long. RefSeq lists its product as uncharacterized. Lineage: Eukaryota; Metazoa; Arthropoda; Insecta; Hymenoptera; Braconidae. The record is from RefSeq and is a predicted model, not a curated record. The coding region runs from base 273 to 800 and encodes 175 amino acids. Gene Ontology annotation, biological process: mitochondrial electron transport, cytochrome c to oxygen. Gene Ontology annotation, cellular component: mitochondrial inner membrane. Gene Ontology annotation, molecular function: enzyme regulator activity. The transcript is spliced from 3 exons.
UUGAGAUCAAUUGUAAUUUCACUUGUUUGCAAAAAUUCAAAUUUGAGAUGAGUAGUGAGACAAUAAUAAGAACAGCAAUUUUUCCUCGGAAACAAAUAGGUUUGCAAUAUUUUACUGAAUUUUCCCGCCAGUGUAAAGAUUUUCCUCCUAGUGUGAAGAGUAAAGAAGUACAACUCCAACAUUUAUUGUAAGGUUUCGCGGUAAAAUACUCUGGCAUUCCCUCAAUUUCUGUGGAUGAAACACUUCGAAGGCGUCGCAACAUCGACGACUUCAUGUCGACGAACAAAAAACGGAUGAAAUUAUCAAAAACCAGGCAAAACUCCGAAAUGAAAUUGAUAAAAGCCAUUGCAAUGUCACGUAUUCCAGGUACAAUUCGCGGGUUGAGACUCUCAGCAAAAAAUUUGAAGAACUGCAAAACAUCUAGUGAUGGAGCAAAGAGCCCCUGCGACAGCCAGUGCCCACCACCGUGUCCUUGUCCUCCAGAGGAGCCAUCCUGCUCACCACCACCACCACCCACUCCAAUUUGUCCAGUUACCCCCGAGCUCCAGUCUAAAAUAAAAUUCUGGAAAUAUGCUAGUUUAUUUGGAGCUGCACCUGGGGUUCUCAUUAUGAUUAUCGUAACGACGAUUAAUAUUAAUAAGGAGUCCGAGAACCCGAGACCUCCUUACAAACCCAUGGAAUACAUGUACAAGAGAAAUAAGCGUUUUCCAUGGGGUGAUGGCAACUAUACCCUCUUCCACAACCCAGAGCGCAACCCAGUUCCUCCCGACGGCUAUGAGGUGCCAGAUCCCGCCGAAUAAACGGCAAAAAGUUUCCACAACCAAUAACAAUUGUCAUGUACUCUCCAGAAAAUAAAGUAAAAAAAGUCUCCGACGACUUUUGCCUGUUAAAAAUAAUUGAUCAAAGAAUGAAGUGGGUGACGUACAAUCUGGAGUGAAUUUUCAAUAAUCUCUCAAUUAAAACUGAAUCGAUCAGACUGGGGCAAUUGAUUCCUCAUAUUAUUCAUCA